GCCCUCGGCAGUCUCAUUCCCUCAUAUGUGGACAACAUGCCCGGCAUUCCGAUGCUCAGCUGGCUGGGCUCGGGCGCCACCUACCGCUCCAUCAACGCCUUCCUCGACCAGCACAACCAGCACCUCUUCAUCAACACCACCAUUCGCCAGCUGAUCUACGGCUACAAGCUGGACCUGCUCGACACCGCAGAGUCCUACAGCAGCCUCCUGGGCAAGUUCGGCUUUGACAUUAUGCCCACGGAGCUGUUUCCCAACAACUCCUUUGGCAUUCUCAACGGGCGAAACGGGACGCCUGAUGGACCGUAUGAGAUGUACACUGGGCUGGGUGGAACGGGCGACCAGUUUGGCGUCUUCAAGACGUGGAAGGGAAAGAGCAAACUGGACAACUGGAAAGGCGACAGCUGCAACACACUGAACGGCACUGACGGCACCAUCUGGCCGGCGGGCGUCAACAAGCGCGACAAGCUAUACUUCUUUGUGCCCGACAUCUGCAG
This is a messenger RNA of Rhagoletis zephyria (snowberry fruit fly), 494 nucleotides long. RefSeq names its product lysosome membrane protein 2-like. The record is from RefSeq and is a predicted model, not a curated record. NCBI's taxonomy places the organism in Eukaryota, Metazoa, Arthropoda, Insecta, Diptera, Tephritidae. Gene Ontology annotation, cellular component: cytoplasm; membrane. Gene Ontology annotation, molecular function: scavenger receptor activity.